This is a messenger RNA of Chara braunii, 3018 nucleotides long. Lineage: Eukaryota; Viridiplantae; Streptophyta; Charophyceae; Charales; Characeae. The record is from the annotation of a GenBank genome assembly.
UCUAAUAGUCGUUUCGCAAGAAGAGAUAAUAGGUGUGAGAGCUAGAUAGGUGUGUGGUGGGUCGGGAUCGGGCCCAUCGGGGUGUGAUGAAUGACAUGGACCGAGGGGAGAUGAUAGACAUGGUCGCUAGGAGCUUGAUUAAUGGCGGCGAGCUUAGGAGUUUUGUCAGAGGUCUAGUGAUCGAGGCCCGUAAGAAGGUGGAGGGGAUAGAGCAACAGAUCGAAGAACUUCAUGUGGAGCUCGAUCGCUGCAUUCAGGAACCAUCACCUCAAGGCCGAGAGGGAAAAGCCAGCGAUGAAUCGACAGAAAAAGCAGCAGCGUUGAGUAAUAGAGGUGGGGAUGUAGUUGCAGAUGAUGCAAUUCAGGAAAGGGGCUCCAAGAGGGGUGAGACCAGGGAAAGGGCCCUAAGAGGGGUGGCCCAUCCCUUGAGUGGCAGGCAGGGAAGGUCUGCUGGUGGGACUAAGAGGGGCAGCCGUGAAGUUGUGCCAAAGGGAAAGCAAUUGGCCUACUUGAGCAGUACCUCGACUGACAAUGAUUCUUCCUCAUCUGACUCCAGUGAUAGCGAUGGACCCAUUUUAGGAGUGCGCAGACCAGGUAUGAGUACAGUGCCAUUGGUAAAUCGUGACUGUCCGGGAACCAAUAGGUCUGGUAGCCAUGAAAAUGAUGAUGAUAAGAAUGGGGGUGGUGAUGCAGAACCGAGUCAUGUUCAUAUUCCACCUGUUCCUUCUCGGUGGGAGGCGAGAUCGGACAGUAGCUGCAGUGAAAGCAGUGACAGCGAGGAAGAAGACCGACCUUCUGGCCGGGCAGCUGAGUAUGACAAUGACGGUGUCCGGACAGCAGCCGUUUGCAGAGGAUCAUAUCCUGUCAUUUCUAUCAGUGAGGGAGAAGACCGACGUUCGGGCCCUGAGUAUGGUGAUGACGUUGUCCAGACAGCGGAGAUUCACAGAGGGUCAGGUGCUGUCAGGGAUAGAAAUAGGGAUGACUGUGUCCAUGACAGUGGGCUUACCAUGGAACCCCCAACCGCAUUUGGUCCAAAAGUACGAGGGUAUGAAAACAGGGGGCAGAGCUCACCGAAAGGGGCCCCCAGGGCAUUUGGUGUGAACAUACGAGGGCCUGAAAGCAGGGACGAGAGCUCACAUGUGGCCAGUCAAAGUCGAGCAGCUGUCAUGCGAUCGACACUGGAGGAGGCAAGUGAUGUGGAAAAGGUUGAACCACAGGAAAGCGGGAGGAGGAGCCAGCAUAUAACGGGCACGGAAGGGAUGAGCAGGGAAGGGAUUUACUGGGAAGACGAUCCUACAGGAAGGCUGCCGGGUCCCAGCUAUACUGCAAGUGAACAGAGGGCCACAGUUGCUGGUGGCCCGGAUGGCUUAUUGAGAAGUAAAGGGAGGGUGCAAUUUGGUUUGCCCACGGUUAAGGAGGAAAUAGAGGAGGGAGUCACGGAGGCUUGCCCUAUAGUUAUCUCGCCGGGCUUGGAGGAUGAUAAGGGUGCUGCUGCUGCUGCUGCUGCUGCUGCUGGAGAUGGCGGCAGACAAUCGCAUGCGACAAACAAAGCCACAAGCAAUGAGCUGACAAAUGCUGGAGCUGAGACGUGGAGAAGACUUCCACAGCAGAAUGGGAGAAGAGGACUGAAUGAUAAUUCCACUCGAAAGUCAGGCGAGCAUACUACGGACUGGAGGGGUGCAGAGGGUGCACAUGCGGGUUACAACAGAGGCGGAGGGGGAAAAGGGAGCAGCAACAAUGGCGGAGGAAGAGGCAGGGCUGCAGUGGAUGUUGAACAGAGCAGCUCGGUCUUGCAAGCGUCGUCUGUCAGGGUUGCAGCACAAGGCUUGGACUCGUGUAGUAGAUCGCAGAGACUCGGUGACGUCAGAGUUUCUGAACCUGUUUCGGGGGCAAAAAGUGACCCAGAGGUUGUGCCCAGUAGUUCCUCAUCCUUAUGGUCCUCGUCAUCUGCAUCUCUGGACGACUGUGGCAAUACGGUCGAAGCUGGGGAGAGUGAGAGCACACUUUCUGAAGGUAGACAGGUCGUGUCGGACCCUGACUAUUCUGCAGCGUGGAGGAACAGGGCCCAGGCGACAGCGAAGUUUGGCAGUUCUGCUCCUGGGCCCGCGAGUGCACAACAAAAGAAUAGUUCGCAAGAGACGAUGGACCAGAUGGCGGCCUUUGGGGAAUCGGAUGUGCCUAAUUCCUCUGUGAGUGCGGGAGAGCACUUCUGGCGGCGUGUAAUUAAGGUUGGAGAAAGUUCACUGAAGCGAAACAAAUCCGGCUCUGAGAAAAGGAAGAAAUCUUCCAAACAGGAAAAUAGUGUGGAGCACAGUGACGAUGGUCAGAAACAAUCAGCUAUGGACCCGAAAAUCACGACUCUGAAGAAAAAGAUUCUUACGGUGUUUCCGUCCAAGCAGCAUUAUGUUGAUGUGUUUGGGCAGUUGAUUGUGGAGGAGGCGAGGUCUGUCAUCGCAGACAAGGCAAGACUCCUUGGAGCAGCAACUUCUGAGGGAUUGUGGGCCCUUCACUCACAUGAUAAGAAUGCCAGUGAUGGAUUUCAGUAUGCGCAAUACGCAGAGAGGAGUACGAAAACCGGCCGAGAUGCUGCAAACAUGCUCACAAUUGACACAUUGGUCGUGGUGGAGUCAGCUGACGACCAAUCUGAGCAGCCGCUCUUGGGAGCCAUCCACAGGCAUUCUGCAGGGAUGUGUGUGAUUAAGACACUUCCUGGCAUUCCAUGGCCGCUGUCGGCUAGACUGCGGAAGCUUGAUUGUAUGAAGUCCUUGAAGCGCAUGUACGAAGCCGUGUGGGCUUUCCGGAGCUUGCAAGUGGAAUAUUCUGACAUUAUCCUCAAUCCCAAUUGCAAACGCAAGGAGCGCCUGAAACCAGGCAUUGGACAGCAAGUGGAUGAUGCACGAGCACAGAUGGAAGCAUCAGGGUUCAAGGCCUGGGUGGACAAGAAUCUCUUUAACUCUUCUCAACUGCUUGCAGUGGCAACUGCAAUUCGGCGGAAGAAGACUAUCACACUGAUACAAG